Messenger RNA from Erinaceus europaeus (western European hedgehog), 4178 nucleotides. RefSeq names its product WASH complex subunit 5 (gene WASHC5). The record is from RefSeq and is a predicted model, not a curated record. Gene Ontology annotation, biological process: endosome organization; actin filament polymerization; endosome fission. The transcript is spliced from 29 exons. Gene Ontology annotation, cellular component: endosome; WASH complex. The coding region runs from base 339 to 3854 and encodes 1171 amino acids. Lineage: Eukaryota; Metazoa; Chordata; Mammalia; Eulipotyphla; Erinaceidae.
GGAGCAGGUAGUGAGGAGAACCUGCGGCCGACAGACAGACAGACGGACCCUGCAUCGGCAGGUGAGGAGACCACAGCGGACGGACAGACAGACCUGUAUCAGCGCGGCGAGGAGACCCCUGCGGACAGAGGAUCCCUGUAGACAGACACAGGACACCCUGCAGACAGACACACAAGCCAGGCAACUCAGCGCGCCUUGGUACCACGUGACUGAUGCAGGUACUUUAAUGGAGCAGCCACUAUUUCAGCACAUCUUUCAUCUAAUGACUGACAUACACCAGCUCUGAAGCCAGGCAAACAUUUCGUUGGCCAAGCACUGAGCAAUUGUUGGUCCUCACAAUGCUGGACUUCCUGGCUGAGAACAACCUCUGUGGCCAGGCAGUCCUAAGGAUUGUUUCCUGUGGCAAUGCCAUCAUUGCUGAGCUCUUGAGGCUUUCAGAGUUUAUUCCUGCCGUGUUCAGGUUAAAAGAGCGAGCUGAUCAACAGAAAUAUGGAGACAUCAUAUUUGAUUUCAGCUAUUUUAAGGGUCCAGAGUUAUGGGAAAGCAAACUGGAAGCCAAGCCAGACCUACAAGACUUAGACGAAGAAUUUCGUGAAAACAACAUAGAAAUUGUGACCAGAUUUUAUUUAGCAUUUCAAAGUGUACAUAAAUAUAUUGUAGAUUUAAACAGAUACCUAGAUGAUCUCAAUGAAGGUGUUUACAUUCAGCAAACCCUAGAAACUGUGCUUCUUAAUGAAGAUGGAAAACAACUCCUAUGUGAAGCACUAUACCUCUAUGGAGUUAUGCUGCUUGUCAUUGACCAAAAGAUUGAAGGAGAAGUCAGAGAGAGAAUGCUGGUUUCUUAUUAUCGAUACAGUGCUGCUCGGUCUUCUGCUGAUUCAAAUAUGGAUGAUAUUUGUAAACUGCUUCGAAGUACAGGCUAUUCUAGCCAACCCGGAGCCAAAAGACCACCCAACUAUCCUGAAAGCUAUUUCCAGAGAGUGCCUGUCAAUGAGACCUUCAUCAGUAUGGUCAUUGGUCGACUACGGUCAGAUGAUAUUUACAACCAGGUCUCCGCAUAUCCUCUGCCAGAGCAUCGCAGCACGGCCCUGGCCACGCAGGCCGCCAUGCUGUACGUGAUCCUCUACUUCGAACCUUCCAUUCUGCACUCGCACCAAGCAAAAAUGAGAGAGAUCGUAGACAGAUACUUUCCAGAUAACUGGGUAAUUAGUAUUUACAUGGGGAUCACAGUUAAUCUAGCAGAUGCUUGGGAACCUUACAAAGCUGCAAAAUCCGCUUUAAACAAUACCCUGGACCUUUCAAAUGUCAGAGAACAGGCAAGCAGAUAUGCUACAGUCAGUGAAAGAGUACACACUCAAGUUCAGCAAUUUCUAAAAGAAGGUUGUUUAAGGGAGGAGAUGAUUCUGGACAAUAUCCCAAAGCUUCUGAACUGCCUGAGAGACUGUAACGUUGCUAUCCGAUGGCUAAUGCUUCACACAGCAGACUCAGCCUGUGACCCAAACAGCAAACGCCAUCGUCAAAUCAAGGACCAGAUUUUAACAGAUUCUAGGUACACUCCUAAGAUCCUCUUUCAGUUGCUGUUGGAUACUGCACAAUUUGAGUUUAUACUCAAAGAGAUGUUCAAGCAGAUGCUUUCAGAAAAGCAAACCAAAUGGGAGUAUUACAAGAAGGAGGGCUCUGAGCGGAUGACGGAGCUUGCUGACGUCUUUUCAGGAGUGAAACCCCUCACCAGGGUGGAGAAAAACGAAAAUCUUCAAGCUUGGUUCAGAGAGAUCUCAAAACAAAUACUGUCUUUAAAUUAUGAUGAUUCUACUGCUGCAGGCAGGAAAACUGUACAACUGAUACAAGCUUUGGAGGAGGUUCAAGAGUUUCACCAACUGGAAUCAAAUCUCCAAGUGUGUCAGUUUCUUGCUGACACUCGCAAGUUCCUCCACCAAAUGAUACGAACCAUUAAUAUCAAAGAGGAAGUCUUGAUCACAAUGCAGAUUGUUGGAGAUCUUUCCUUUGCUUGGCAGUUGAUUGACAGUUUCACGUCCAUCAUGCAAGACAGCAUAAGAGCUAAUCCGUCCAUGGUGACCCAGCUCAGAGCCACAUUCCUAAAGCUUGCUUCUGCCCUUGACCUACCCCUUCUUCGUAUUAAUCAAGCAAAUAGCCCUGACCUUCUCAGUGUCUCUCAAUAUUAUUCUGGUGAAUUGGUAUCCUAUGUGAGAAAGGUUUUGCAGAUCAUCCCAGAAAGCAUGUUCACUUCUCUUUUGAAGAUCAUAAAGCUUCAAACCCACGCUAUCAUUGAAGUCCCGACCCGCCUAGACAAAGACAAGCUGCGUGACUAUGCUCAGCUCGGCCCAAGAUACGAGGUUGCCAAGCUUACUCAUGCUAUUUCCAUUUUUACUGAAGGCAUCUUAAUGAUGAAAACAACUUUGGUUGGCAUCAUCAAGGUGGACCCAAAGCAGUUGCUAGAAGAUGGAAUAAGGAAGGAACUAGUUAAACGUGUUGCCUUUGCUCUUCACAGGGGACUGAUCUUCAACCCUAGAGCCAAGCCCAGUGAACUGAUGGCCAAACUGAAAGAAUUGGGAGCUACUAUGGAUGGAUUCCAUCGUUCUUUUGAAUACAUACAGGACUAUGUCAACAUCUAUGGCCUGAAGAUCUGGCAGGAAGAAGUAUCCCGCAUCAUAAAUUAUAAUGUAGAACAAGAGUGUAAUAACUUCUUAAGAACAAAGAUUCAAGACUGGCAAAGUAUGUACCAGUCCACACAUAUUCCAAUACCAAAGUUCACUCCUGUGGAUGAGUCUGUAACAUUUAUUGGCCGACUCUGCAGAGAAAUUUUGCGGAUCACUGACCCAAAAAUGACAUGUCACAUUGACCAGCUGAACACUUGGUAUGAUUUGAAAACUCAUCAGGAAGUGACCAGCAGCCGCCUCUUUUCAGAAAUCCAAACCACUUUGGGGACUUUUGGUCUGAACGGGUUAGACAGACUUCUGUGUUUUAUGAUUGUCAAAGAGUUACAGAAUUUCCUCAGUAUGUUUCAGAAAGUCAUCCUGAGAGACAGGACUGUUCAAGAUACUUUAAAAACCCUCAUGAAUGCUGUCAGCCCCCUAAAAAGUAUUGUGGCAAAUUCGAAUAAAAUUUAUUUUUCUGCAAUUGCCAAAACACAGAAGAUUUGGACAUCUUACCUCGAGGCUAUAAUGAAGGUUGGGCAGAUUCAGAUUCUAAGACAACAGAUUGCCAAUGAAUUAAAUUACUCUUGUCGCUUUGACUCCAAACAUCUGUCAGCUGCUCUGGAGAAUCUCAAUAAUGCUGUUCCUUGUGUUGUCUGUCUGUUUUUAUUCAGGGCUCUCCUGGCUGACAUUGAAGCCCACUAUCAGGACCCUUCUCUUCCUUACCCCAAAGAGGAUAACACCCUCUUGUAUGAAAUCACAGCCUACCUGGAGGCAGCUGGCAUACACAACCCUCUGAACAAGAUAUAUAUAACAACAAAGCGUUUGCCCUACUUCCCAGUUGUCAACUUCCUAUUUUUGAUUGCCCAGUUGCCAAAACUUCAGUACAACAAAAACCUAGGGAUGGUCUGCCGGAAACCUGCUGAUCCUGUGGACUGGCCACCACUUGUGCUGGGGCUUCUCACCCUGCUGAAGCAGUUCCAUUCCCGCUACACAGAACAGUUCCUGGCACUGAUCGGCCAGUUUAUCCGCUCCACAGUGGAGCAGUGUACAAGCCAAAAGAUACCUGAGAUGCCUGCAGACGUUGUAGGUGCCCUUCUGUUCCUGGAGGACUAUGUCCGUUACACAAAGCUGCCCAGGAGGGUUGCUGAAGCACAUGUGCCUAAUUUCAUUUUUGAUGAGUUCAGAACAGUACUAUAAGUUUGACUUCCACUUCAAAGCAAAGGUCAUCCCUAAACUUGUACAUCGCAACAAUGACUUCAGGAAUGACAAGAAACACAACUGGUCAGAUAUUUUUCCCUUUAUUGUGGGGAACAUCAGAUGUUCUGAGUAAGGUGUAUCCCAGUACUCGUUAAAAUGCUGUUUAAAUCAUGGUAUUAUUAUGCAAUUUAUAUCAUGUAGAAGCAAAAUGUUUUUAUAAUCCCUCUUAUAAAUGCUGAAUGUAAUUGUUAUGUAUAAAUUCAUUCGUUUUAUGUUCUAAAGAAGUUUGCAACUCCAGAUUUGAGUAAAAUAGUAUUACCAGUA